This is a messenger RNA of Camelina sativa (false flax), 981 nucleotides long. NCBI's taxonomy places the organism in Eukaryota, Viridiplantae, Streptophyta, Magnoliopsida, Brassicales, Brassicaceae. The record is from RefSeq and is a predicted model, not a curated record.
AUGUCGGGAGCUUUAACUUGCUCUGCGGCUGAUCUCUCUCCCCUACUCGGCCCCAAUGCCACCGCGGCGGCUGAAUAUAUUUGCGGCCAAUUGGGUACCGUAAAUAACAAGUUUACCGAUGCAGCCUAUGCUAUAGACAACACUUACCUCCUCUUCUCAGCUUAUCUCGUCUUUGCCAUGCAGCUCGGCUUCGCUAUGCUAUGUGCUGGCUCUGUUAGAGCCAAGAAUACGAUGAACAUCAUGCUCACUAAUGUCCUUGAUGCUGCAGCGGGAGGACUCUUCUAUUAUCUCUUUGGUUAUGCUUUUGCCUUUGGGGAAUCCUCCAAUGGAUUCAUUGGAAGACACAACUUUGCAACUACACUCUCGGGAUGCACCGCGGCUCUAACCACACUCUUUGGCAAACGUCUCAUAUCAGGCCACUGGAACGUAACCGACGUUUGCAACGGUUUACUCGGUGGGUUUGCGGCCAUAACCGCAGGUUGCUCUGUGGUAGAUCCAUGGGCAGCGAUUGUCUGUGGCUUUAUGGCUUCCCUCGUCCUUAUUGGAUGCAACAAGCUCGCAGAGUUCCUAAAGUACGAUGAUCCGCUAGAGGCUGCACAACUACAUGGAGGGUGUGGUGCUUGGGGCUUGAUAUUCGUAGGACUCUUUGCAAAGGAGAAGUAUGUAAAUGAGGUAUAUGGAGCGAUCCCGGGAAGGCACUACGGGCUAUUAAUGGGCGGGGGAGGGAAGCUAUUGGGAGCACAAUUGGUUCAAAUAAUUGUGAUUGUUGGAUGGGUUAGUGCCACAAUGGGAACACUCUUCUUCAUCCUCAAACAACUUGAUUUGCUUAGGAUCUCGGAGCAUGAUGAAAUGCAAGGAAUGGAUAUAGCACGUCAUGGUGGUUUUGCUUAUAUUUACCAUGAUAAUGAUGACGAGUCCAUUCAGUUUCCUAGAGUGCCUGGAUCUCCUGUACCCCGUGCGCCUAACUCUCCAGCUGUCUGA